Molecule: messenger RNA, 1964 nt
Organism: Cicer arietinum (chickpea)
Lineage: Eukaryota; Viridiplantae; Streptophyta; Magnoliopsida; Fabales; Fabaceae
Cellular component (GO): membrane
Molecular function (GO): protein binding
Source: RefSeq, a predicted model, not a curated record
AGGUGUCAUCCAAGGAAAAAAUAUAUUCAAUUUGUCAAUGAUAAGGAAUUCUGUUCAGAACAUAUCUUAUGGUGUCAUCGUUGGAUAGUGUUCUCUAUAUAUAAAGUUAAUCCAUCAUCUUCACAUCACCAAGAAUUUUGGAAACUAUAAAUCAGUAACCUCCUUCCUACCUGUAUUUUUAACCAUGUCCGACUCCGAAUCAACUACUCUUCGAAUUACCGCACCAGUUCAACGGGAAGUGAGCAUUGCUGCGGCUAGACAACGUGGGGAAGAACCAAGGCAUACUGAAUCUCAAGAACGUUUUCCACGAGGAUCGGACAGAGCAUAUAAAAAGCGUAUUUGUACGGCAGCAGCAACAGGGGAGUGGAAAACAGCUUCAUCGUACGAUAAAACUCAUCCUGAUUGGAUAUGUACUCCCUUAACUAUGGAUAAAGACACAGCUCUUCAUAUUGCUGUCAGAAUGGAACAAAUUAAAUUUGUAAAAAAUUUGGUCGAACGUAUAAGCAAAAAAGGCAUGGAAACUCGUAGGGUUGAUGGAAAUAAUGCCCUUUGUUUAGCUGCAAUUUCAGGGAAUGUGAAAAUUGCUGAAAUUUUGUGUCAUAAGAAUCCAGAGUUGGUAUGCAUUAAAGGGCAUAAAGAUAAUUUUCCAAUUCAAUUGGCAUCAUCAGCUGGACAACUUCGUAUGGUGAAAUUUUUGCUUCAUAGGACUCUACAAGACAAUCACAUUAACAAUUUGUCAUUUCAAGAUAUAGUUAAACUAUUUUUCUUAACCCUUACCAACAACUUUUAUACUGAGGCAAAGAGUUUAUUGGAUUUAAAUCCAAAACUCGCUUGUAUAGAAAAUGAAGAUGAGAUAACUGCCUUACAAUUGCUUGCUCAAUCAUCCUCUCACAAGCACACUCCUGGUUAUAGAGAACUUUUAAAUUUGUUGUUUACGAGGAUAGAAGAAGAAGAAGAUCAAGUUGUACAAACUAUACAAACUCGAAAAGCAAUGUUUGAUGCAGCAAAAUCAGGAAACACCACAAUUUUAGAGUUAAUCUUUAACUACAAUCCAAAUCUAUUCAUGGAAAUAGAUAAUGAAGGGCAUAACAUACUUCACAUUGCUAUCUCAUAUAGAAAAGGAAAUGUAUACCAUCUAAUAUUUGAGAAGGGUUCAUAUAAGAAUGUUUUGAUGCAACAUAUUGAUAAUGAGGGAAACAAUGUUCUUCACUUGGCUGGAAAGUUUGCAUUGGAAGAAAGAUUUGGAUCCCCUACACAUCAAUCUCUUAUUUGUAGUGAAGAACUAUGGUUUAAGGAAGUGGGGCAGAUAGUUCCUCCUACAUUCAUAAACAUGAAAAACAAUAAAGGUGAAACCCCAAUGAAUUUAUUUUAUAGAGAACACAAAAGAUCAUCUGAAAAAGCAAUAGAAGAAGUGAAUGGAAUAGCAAAUACUUUUAUAGUAGUUGCAACUCUUCUUAUCACACUAGGAAUAAGUGGAGCUCUAACAAUUCGUACAAAUAAUAUUAGCUCAAAGUCACUAUUAUUUUGUGAUCAAAACAUAUGGUACAUGAUAUUUCUUUUAUCAAUUGGAAUUGGAGUGAGUUUUUGUGCAUCAUCACUACUUCAAUUUACAUCGGUUAUACUCCCUUCAACUUGGAGAUCAAAAGGAGAUUAUGUCUAUUCGAGGAUAAUAAGGAUGUCAAUUGGUUAUUUGUUUCUUUAUGCCUCAGCUUCAUUCAUGGGUUUGUUUUCUACUAUGUCUGGGGCUAUUUUGGUCUUUAACUUCCUUCCAGCUUGGGUCUUUGUGUUCAUUAUUCCACUUAUUAUCAUUCCAGUAAUCUUCUUUGUUUCAUUUUCAUAUAAAGCUUUGUAUGUUUCUAUAAGAUUGGUAAAAGAGUUUUGCCAAGAACGUGUAGACAUCAUUCUCUCUACAGAACACCGCCCUCUUAAUUACUUGGAAUAAAUUAAUAUAUAUAUAUAUAUAU